AUGGCAUCUGAACGCAAGACUAAGUUAUCCAAGAACCUGCUGCGCAUGAAGUUCAUGCAAAGGGGCCUGGACUCGGAAACCAAGAAACAGCUAGAAGAAGAGGAAAAGAAGUUGAUCAGCGACGAGCACUGGUACCUGGAUUUGCCAGAGUUCAAGGAGAAAGAGAGUUUCAUUAUAGAAGAGCAGAGCUUCUCACUAUGUGAAGAUCUUCUCUAUGGAAGGAUGUCAUUCAGAGUAUUUAAUCCCGAAGUUGAGAAGUUAAUGCUUCAGAUGAAUUCCAAGAACAAAGCAGCAGCAGAAGACGAGGACGAGACCAUGGAGGUCGAUGUGUCGGAUGAGGAAAUGGCAAGAAGAUAUGAGACUUUGGUGGGAACAAUUGGAAAGUUUGCCAAGAAGAGGGACCGAGCCAAUUACGAAGAAGAUGAUAAUGCAAAUAUAAAAUCCAUUAAAACAAAGAAGAUGUUCUUAAAGCCCCAGGAUUAA
Arvicola amphibius (Eurasian water vole) is the source of this 483-nucleotide messenger RNA. RefSeq names its product M-phase phosphoprotein 6-like. NCBI's taxonomy places the organism in Eukaryota, Metazoa, Chordata, Mammalia, Rodentia, Cricetidae. The record is from RefSeq and is a predicted model, not a curated record. Gene Ontology annotation, biological process: maturation of 5.8S rRNA.